Messenger RNA from Acanthopagrus latus (yellowfin seabream), 1507 nucleotides. It is a transcript of the gene ttc19, whose product is annotated as tetratricopeptide repeat domain 19. Gene Ontology annotation, biological process: mitochondrial respiratory chain complex III assembly. The record is from RefSeq and is a predicted model, not a curated record. The transcript is spliced from 11 exons. Gene Ontology annotation, molecular function: protein binding. Lineage: Eukaryota; Metazoa; Chordata; Actinopteri; Spariformes; Sparidae. Gene Ontology annotation, cellular component: mitochondrial inner membrane. Bases 45 to 1238 code for a protein of 397 amino acids.
CAAAUCGUACAUCGUGACUUCCGCUCGUUAUGUAAAUAGUAAAGAUGGCGGCGUCCUGUGUCCGCCGUGCUGUCCUCAGUCAGACUCUGAGCAGGUUCAAGUGUUCAGGAGGACACGUGAGACGGAUCUUAGCUGUAAGACUGCAGACCAACUCUGUGACAUCACAGUCUGAGGAGGUGAAGCACUCGGCCUGCUGGGUAAAAAUCAGCAGAUAUGAGUCUAUCAGUACAAACCUCCAGAGUACGCAGAGUGGAGGAGGAGGACGAGGAGGAGGAAGAGUGCUGUGGGCGGCUGUCGCUCUCUCCCUGUUCAGCAGUACUGAUGAAGACCAACGAGAUGAAGCUCAGAGGAAAGAGGAUGAGUUGAUCCUGCUGCUGAAGAAGGCCAAGCUCAGUGUGCAUCGUGGACAGCUGCAGGCAGCUUCUGGUUUCCUCCAUCAAGCCGUCAUUCUGGCUCAUCAGACUCACAACAACCAGGCCAUCAUCUACACCUACAGCCUGAUGGCGAACCUAGCCUACGUUCAGGGUCAGCUGGACAAUGCAGAAAAACUCUUCAAAGCAGCGAUGAGCUUCAUGCUGUCAGGAGGAACACCUGAGGACGACAAUGCUGUCAUUGAGAUCUCUCUGAAACUCGCCAGCAUCUAUGCCGAACAAAACAAGCCGGAGCUUGCAGAGCAUGGGUUCAGGUUCUGUAUGGAGUCUCUGGAGGCCAAACUGGAGAAACAGAAGGAGAUCCCUGCAGAGGAGCAGACAGAGGACAGGGAGGCUCUGAGGAAGGACACCCGCCUCCUGCUUGGUCUAUGUUUGGACUCACGGGCUCGAUACCGAGCGUCAACGCUGCACCUGAAGCAGGCAGGGCAGGAUUAUCAGAGCGCCCUGAACAUCUGUCGCCUGGAGCAGGGAGACACACACCCACAGACUCUUGUGCUGAUGAGCGACCUGGCCACCGUCUUGGAUCUCCAGGGUCACUAUGACGAUGCCCUGGUGCUGGUUCAGCAGGCCGUGGAUCUGAGCCGUUCUGCCGGACACCCGGACCAGCACAUACUGCUGGCUAACAUGGCUGGCAUCCUGCUGCACAAAGGACACCUGGAGGACGCAGCGCGGUUCUACCAGGAGGCCCUUAAUCUGGCUCGGGAGGCCAGAGACCAGGAAGCUGUGGACAAGGUCCAGGAGGGACUGAAGGAGGUGAAGAAGAGGAACCAGGAAAGGAAGGAGGAGGAGAAGGCAGCACAGAAGUGAUGGAGCCCCUGAGUCCAUCAGUCUGCUGGUACACAGCAACAAACUGACCUCCAUUAUCCUGGUGACCCGUGACCUCCUGCAGCGCCUCCCUCAGAACAUCAGCUCCUACUGUUCUCCUCAAACAACCUCAUGUGCUGUCCAGCUCUGAGGAUCAGGUUCAUGUUGUCCAGAGGAGGAACCUUCAGAUUCAGGACAGUUCCAUAGAUUGAUGUUUCUGUGUUUGUGUGUGAAACUGAAGCUGCUCCUGAAAUAAAUCAGCAUCAUACAGA